AACUUCAUUGUGACCACAUAUCUGUAGAAACAUUGUCACACUCUCUUCAAUGCUUACAUUUGAUGUUGGUUGUAAACCAUAAUUUAUUUGUAGUGUUUCACACAAUGUUCUGAAACAACUAAGAGACAUUCGUAAUAACUGUAGACAAACACCAUCAUCCUCUUGUAGACGACGCCAAAUAUUGUGCCAUCCCAGACCGCCAUCUGUUUGGACUGGUCCUCUUUGAAAAUAUUGAUUGUAGUAACUCAAUGCUGGUUGAAUUAUCAACUCUUCAAAUUGCUCGUUUUCCAAAUUCCAUAAUUUAAUUCUUUCCUCGUAACUUAGAAAUUGGACUCCUCGCGAUCGCAACUGGCAUAUUUGAAUAACCUAAAAUUUUGUUAACACAAGAUAAAGAAAUUUAGAUCAAAAAAAAACAUCAUAGCAUUAAUCAAUAAUACAAAAUACAUAAAAGACAUUAAAAAAAAAAACACGAAAUCAUGACUAAUAAUAAAACACAUGCCUACUAAACUAAUCUUCAUAUCCUGAAUCAUUUUGAUGAGUUUCAAUUAAAUUAGGUCCUCGUUUCCUUCCCCAAAUGUUGAAUAACCCUCCUGCUCUUCGUAUUCGUGGUAUUUGCUCUGUUGAAGAAUUAUGAACUGGUGUUUCUUCAUAAUCUUUGUGUUGAAUAUUUGGUGUGAUUUUAUCUUGAGUUUCUAGUGAAAAUCCACGUUGAACAUUUGCUGGAGGAACCCAUUGUGAGGAGUUUGGUGAAGAGCCCCAAUGUGAAAUAUUUGAUGAUGAGCCCCAUUGUUGAUCAAUUGAUAAUGUACUCCACUGUGGAGCAACUGGUGGUGAGCUCCAUUGUGGAUCAUUUGAUGGUGAACUCCAGUUUGGACCAUUUGAUGAUGAACCCCAUUGUGGCCCAGUUGCAGGUGUUCCCCAGUUUGGUGCAGGUUGUUGUGUUCUCCAUUCUGAAGCAUUUGGUGAAACGCCAUUGUCGAUCAGUUGGUGAUGACCCCAAUUGCGGACCAUUUGAUGGUGAACUCCAUUGCAAAGCAGUUGAUGAUGAACCCCAUGAGCAUUUGAUGGUGAAUUCCAUUUUGGACCAUUUGCUGAUGAACUCCAUUUCUGAGCAUUUGGUGGUGUGCUCCAUUGUUGAACACUUGGUGAUGAACUCCAUUGUGGACCAGUUGGUGGUGUACUCCAUUGUGGAGCACUUGGUGGAAUACUCCAUUGUGGAGCAUUUGGUGGUGUACCCCAUUGACCACCCAAAGUUUGACCCUACGAAUUACCACCAGAAUAUGGACUAUUGUAGUGAAAACCACCAGACAUUGGACUGCCAUAAGGAAAACAAGCAGAACUUGAACUCCCAAAAUGAUGACUCGUGUUUAAACGCUUACCCACAAGUUCGUCAUCGCGUGUAUAUCCUCAUAGAGCUUGUAAAAAUUGUACUUUAUCUUCGAAAGGUAUGUCAGCUCUAGCAAUAAAAUACUUACGCCAAAAUUCGUCUUCUCUAAAUGCCUUAAUGCAUUCUCAAUAAAAUUUUGUGUUGAUUGGAAGAUCCAUUGCUUCAAAUAUCUUCACAGCUACAUCACACUCGUCGAAAUCCUCUUGGUCAAACGGAGUUGGACGUAAACUUUGGCGUUGAAACUCUCGAAAAUCAGUCAUUGUAUCUGUUAGCGUUCUCUCAAAAGAUUGCUUUCUUCGACUUCCUCGUGAACCACUUGCAGUAGAGACACGUGAGGUUCCUGCUGAUCUUUGUGAGGUACUUCCAUGACUUCGUUGUUUUACUCUAGAAGCCGAAAUCUGGAUUGGAUCAACUGAUGGAGAAUUCAGGCGUGUAUAUUCAUGUGUAAACUCAUGUUUCAUCAUCAAUGUUCACGUAUACACCUCUUCGUUUUCUUGUGUCUCUGGAACUUGACUUUCUGGCAUUUCAUCACCAAAUGUUUCUGAGUAUAU
Messenger RNA from Arabidopsis lyrata subsp. lyrata, 1938 nucleotides. RefSeq lists its product as uncharacterized. NCBI's taxonomy places the organism in Eukaryota, Viridiplantae, Streptophyta, Magnoliopsida, Brassicales, Brassicaceae. The record is from RefSeq and is a predicted model, not a curated record.